AUGGCGCCGAAAGCGCCGACGUUCACCCCGAACAAGCGGGCCAAGACACAGACCCCGGGCUCCCCCAGUGCUGUUGGAGCUGCGUCCACCUCAGCCAGCACUCCACCCAGUGCUCCUCGUGACUUGCGCAAGCUGAGCGCCGAGGCCAAAGCCAGGGUGUUCGAGGCCCAGCCCCGGAGGCAGCCCGAGAAACCCCCAAACGCCGACAUCCAGCUGUGCGUGACCAAGUACACGGACGUGUCACGCACCUUGUGGCCCGACAGCCCGCCCGCUGUGCCAUUGUGGGGCGUCCGCCUGGGCCACGCGGCCUGGCCCUCCCUCGAAAUGCAGGUGCUGAAAGCGCUCGAGGACUACCUCGUGAUCCAAAACAAGGAGGACGAGGAGUGGCCGAAGGACCUGAAGGAGCUUCGCAGCCUGCAGAACAUCGCUGUGUGCGUCGCAGGCAAGGACAGCCACGGCGAUCAGGGCCUUCCCAUCCAGGCCGGGGAAACUUCCCUCCUCACUCCUCCUGAACCACCGUCGCCCGUGUUCCGCAGUCGCGCCACAUGGAGCGUGGUGAUCUGGGUCGCGGGGGACGCCGACGCCCUCAGCAACGCCCUGAUGCUGCUCGAUUCUUUCAUCAUGUUCCGCGCCCAGCACCCGCGCAUCGCGGACAAGAAGCCAUGGCCUGCAGUCUCGUCCCUCAAGGUAAAGUUGCACCUUCCCAGCGGCAUGACGCUGCCAGGUUACGCUGCCGACGACAUGAGCAUCUCCACGACGAUGAUCACCGACGCGGGCCCCCCUCCCUUGAGCAUCCUCCAGGCGCCGCCCCCUUUCAGCAACCGCAUCGUCAUGGCCAGCGUCGACAUAGUGGACGCGAACACCGUGGUUCUGGCGUGGGACGGGAGGACCUACCCAUUCAGAGAAAAGUUCGACGUCGCCGGACUCCCCCGCGUGGCCGACAAUCUCCGAGUGCUGCCCGAGGACAUGACUGACAUGAGCAACCCGACGAACUACGCCUUCGCCCUCAACGUCUUCAACUCCGUGCUGGAGAACGUCGUGUGCCACAUCACCAUCCCUUGGGACACGGUGCCGCAGGAUGGCAAAGUGCUCGAGCUUCUGACGGAGAUCUCGGACAAAACCAACAUCUUCACGAAUAUCAUCGGCGCCAGCGCGCAGUGA
Molecule: messenger RNA, 1161 nt
Organism: Prorocentrum cordatum
Lineage: Eukaryota; Dinophyceae; Prorocentrales; Prorocentraceae
Source: the annotation of a GenBank genome assembly